Molecule: messenger RNA, 1107 nt
Organism: Penicillium diatomitis
Lineage: Eukaryota; Fungi; Ascomycota; Eurotiomycetes; Eurotiales; Aspergillaceae
Exons: 10
Coding region: 1-1107 (368 amino acids)
Biological process (GO): cytoplasmic translation
Cellular component (GO): cytoplasm
Molecular function (GO): GTPase activity; GTP binding
Source: RefSeq, a predicted model, not a curated record
AUGGUCAACAUCACGGAAAAGAUCAAGGAGAUUGAGGAUGAGAUGCGUCGGACGCAGAAAAAUAAGGCGACAGAGUAUCAUCUGGGUUUAUUGAAAGGAAAACUCGCUCGUCUACGAGCUCAGCUCCUUGAGCCUGCAGGUGGUGCUGGCUCAGGCGGUGGCAGUGGCUUUGAUGUCAGCAAAAGUGGUGAUGCGCGUGUAGCGCUGGUCGGUUUCCCAUCCGUCGGAAAGUCUACUUUCCUAUCAAAGAUCACCAAGACGAAGAGUGAGGCGGCGUCUUACAGCUUCACGACGUUGACUGCUAUUCCUGGUGUGUUGGAGUAUGCGGGUGCUGAGAUCCAGAUCCUCGAUUUGCCUGGUAUCAUCGAGGGGGCCUCUGAGGGAAAGGGUCGUGGUCGACAGGUUAUUUCAGCUGCCAAGACUAGUGAUUUGAUUCUCAUGGUGCUCGAUGCUACAAAGCGAGCCGAGCAGCGUGCGUUGCUGGAAGCCGAAUUGGAUGCCGUGGGUAUUCGAUUGAACAAGGAACCCCCCAAUAUCUACCUCAAGGUCAAAAAGGCUGGAGGCAUGAAGAUCACCUUCCAGACGCCACCCAAGGUGCUGGAUGAAAAGAUCAUUUACAACGUUCUUCGCGACUACAAGAUUCUCAACUGUGAAGUGCUAGUGCGAGAUGAGAACGCAACCAUCGACGACUUUAUCGAUGUGAUCAUGAAAGAUCACCGCAAGUACAUCCGCUGCUUGUACGUCUACAACAAGAUCGACAGUGUCAGCUUGGAAUUCCUCGAUCAAUUGGCUCGCGAGCCUUACACUGCUGUCAUGUCGUGUGAGCUUGACCUCGGAGUCCAAGAAGUCGUUGAACGCAUCUGGAAAGAACUGCGCUUGAUGCGCCUGUACACGAAGCGAAAGGGCGAGGAGCCUGACUUUAGCGAGGCUCUGAUCGUGCGCCAGGACUCGAGUAUCGAGGAUGUCUGCGACCAGAUUCAUCGCACACUUAAGGAGACGUUCAAGUAUGCCAUGGUCUGGGGUGCCAGCGCCAGACAUGUUCCUCAACGGGUGGGACUGGGACAUAUGGUUGCGGACGAAGAUGUUGUAUCUAUAGUUGCGAAAUAA